Asparagus officinalis (garden asparagus) is the source of this 3182-nucleotide messenger RNA. Its product is annotated as pectin acetylesterase 5-like. The record is from RefSeq and is a predicted model, not a curated record. The transcript is spliced from 11 exons. Gene Ontology annotation, molecular function: hydrolase activity. Bases 1929 to 2885 code for a protein of 318 amino acids. Lineage: Eukaryota; Viridiplantae; Streptophyta; Magnoliopsida; Asparagales; Asparagaceae.
UCUUCACAAAGCCGCAGCCUUUGGGGCCUUUGGAGCCCAAUCUCGUCGAUCUCACGCUCGUCAAGAACGCCGCCGAGGAAGGAGCAGGUACGAUUUGAUUACUUCUUCGUUUGUUUAGUUUAUUCCCCCCCUUAAAAAUUAGGGUUUGGUGAAGUGAUUUGUUGGUUUUGGAUGUUGUUGUAGUUUGUUUAGAUGGGAGCAGGCCGGGGUACCAUCUGCAGAGAGGUUUCGGAUCUGGGACCGAUAAUUGGCUCCUCCAUCUGGAGGUGUAAUCAAAAUCUCUUGAUUUUUGUUUACAGCUUUUGAUGGUUUUUUGAGGGUGAAAGAAUUUUCAGAUUCUAAGUUAGUUCAGGUGAUAAAACUGUCAGGGAGAUAUUUUCUCAUUAUUGGAUUGCACUUUGGUAGCCCAGAAAAUUUCACCUAUUCUGGACUUUUGUACUCCAAAAGUUUACUUUCGCACGUUUAAUAUCCCAAAUUUAUUUUUUUGCCUGUUUGGUAUCCCAAAGUUAACUUUUUUCCACUGGCAAUGCUCUGGGGACCUUUUCAUUUUGAGUUUCUCGUAUCUUGGUCCCCAAAUCUCACUUAUUUCUAAAUAAGUCGCCCAAACUUAAAUAUUUUGAAUAAGUCCCCCAGAUCUAUAAGUAUAUUGUUAAAUAAGUCCCCCAAAUCUUAUAUAUUUUAAAUAAGUCCUCAAAUCUAUAAGUUCUCUUAAAUAAGCCUUAAUAAGUAUAAGUUUAACUCGAUGUUAACUAAAUUCCGUUAAUCUUGCAUUUUUUUUCGCCCUCCUCUUUCUUUAUAUGUUCCAUUCGGAGCUCUUCCAUGUAUGUCUUCCCCUGCUUGCCAUUGUUGAGGAGUCUCUAUUUUACUCUGUUGCGGGUAUUAUGAGCAACUAUCUGAGCAAGAUGAGGGGAAAACUAAUAGGAUUACUCUAGUUUGGUUAAUUUAGAGUUAACCAUUUUUAACUUGGAGGGACUUAUUUAAGGGAGCUUAUAGAUUUGGGGGACUUAAUUAAAAUGUAUGAGAUGUGAGGGACUUAUUUAAGAAUACUUAUAGAUUUGGAGAACUUAGUUAAAUUAUUUGAGUUUUAGGGGACUUAUUUAAAAAUAAGUGAGAUUUGGGGGACCAAUAUAAGUCUUUUAUUUUUCUGUUAGAUUCAAAUAACAUGUUUAAUACAUGAUUUAAUUUUGACUUCGGUACCCAUGUAAUCGUUAUAAAUGUUCCUGAAAUAAAUGAGAAAGUUACAUCCAAGACAAAUCUGCUACAGCAGACUCUGCCAAUUACCACUCAUUUUAAGGGCGUUUACAAUUACUUCAGGGGUAUCAAAGUUCAAAUUAGGUUACAUGUUAAGCAGGUGAUCUGAGUUUAACAGAAAAAUAAAAGAAACUCCCCAAAUGGAGGGUAGCAAAGUUCAAAUUUCUUAAACAUUGGGGGUAUCAAAUGUGCAAAAACAAACUUUGGAAAUCAAAGUUCAACAUGGGUGAAACAUUGAGGUAUAAAAUGAAUAAAAAUAAACUUUGGAAUAUCAAAGCUCAAAAUGGGUGAAACUUUGUGGUCCCAAAGAACAAUUAACACUUCCAUCAUUAAUAAAAGAAGAAUAGAUUUCAAUCUUAUUUUUGCAAAUAAUUUCUAGAUAUCUAAAAGUGAGCGUUCCUUUUGGAACCAAAAUGAAAUGCGACCAUGCAUCAUUUCUGUUUGUUUUAUUGGGACUACUAUCCAAAUUUAAUGAUCAAAGAAGGAAGCACCUCACUUGUCCCAUAAUUCUGUGUCCAAGAGAAUGGACAAAACUAGUUCAGUUUCCAAAGAAAUCAAACCAGUAAAUGAAAAGAUUCCAAAGGUAAAUUGCAGGGAAGGUCAAAAUCCAGAUGAAUUGCCCAAAAGUUAGAAUUCCAAAAUCAAGAAUGCUUUAGGGUGGAGGUUGGUGCAACAGCAUGGAUUCAUGUUCUUUUCGCCAAGGAACACAUCUCGGGUCUUCACACUACAUGGAUCUGCAAGCUUCCUUUGUUGGCAUUUUAAGCCAAACAGCAUCUGAAAACCCUGACUUCUAUAAUUGGAACAGAGUCAAGAUACUGUAUUGUGAUGGUGCAUCAUUUUCUGGGGACACGGAAAUUCAACCUAAGAGUGGAAGAAAACUCUUCUUCAGAGGCCAGCGGAUUUGGGAAGUAAUUAUGGGUGAACUAUUAGCAGAAGGACUUGGAAAGGCAAAGCAGGCUUUUCUUACAGGGUGCUCUGCUGGUGGUCUUGCGACUUUCAUACAUUGUGACAGUUUUCGUGCACUUAUGCCAAAGGAGGCUGAUGUAAAAUGCCUUGCUGAUGGUGGUUUUUUUCUUGAUGAAAAGGAUGUUUCUGGUAAAAGAACGAUGCAGUCUUUCUAUAAUGACGUUGUCAGGCUUCAGAAUGUGGGAAAGAACCUGCCAACCGAUUGCACAAAAAGGAUGGACCCCUCACAUUGUUUCUUUCCUCGUGAGCUUAUCAAGAGCAUAAAGACUCCACUUUUUGUUCUUAACACUGCUUAUGAUUUUUGGCAGUUAGAAAAUGUUCUGGCACCAGAAGAAUCUGAUCCUCAAGGGCACUGGCUAAAGUGCAAGAAGCGCAUUCAAGAUUGUGAUCCCAAUCAGAUUGAAGUACUGCAAGGUUUUAGGACAUCCUUGCUUGACGCCGUGAGUGAAUUUCAGCACAAAAAGGACGCAGGAAUGUUUGUUAAUUCUUGCCAUGUACACUGCCAGUCAAUGACCGGCAUCACAUGGCACUCUCCAACAUCACCAAGAAUUAACAAUAAGACAGUUUCAGAAGCUGUUGGGGACUGGUACUUCGGCAGAAGAGAGGUGAAAGAAGUGGAUUGCCCAUAUCCCUGCAACCCUACGUGUUCCGGUAUGGAUUUCUCCUGAAGUUUGAUGGGAUAAUCGAGGUUCAAUAUUUCAGCAUUUGAUUCGUUCCGAAGGCCUUCUGUAAUCGCGAGUUAUUCUAUUCGGUAGAAAAGUGUACUUCAUAUAUACUGUACGUCAUGCACAUUGCUUGUGAAGCCUAGGGUUGAAAAUUAUGUACAAUGCUCGUGCGUCUGAGUCGACUCAGAGAAGCUUUAUCGACAGCUUUGGGAUGCUGUAAAAAUGCAGUGUGUGCACAAUGCUUGAUUAUAUAGCAUGUGGCGGAUGGACUUCGAAUUAUCAUAUUCACACGUUACCUUA